Molecule: messenger RNA, 2270 nt
Organism: Diatraea saccharalis (sugarcane borer)
Lineage: Eukaryota; Metazoa; Arthropoda; Insecta; Lepidoptera; Crambidae
Source: the annotation of a GenBank genome assembly
GUGGUUGUGUCUGUCAAACGUAUUUGAAAUUAGAGUAUUGUGAUUGUGAUGAAUAAAAUAAAUUAAUCUCAAUUUGAAAAAAAAAAUAAGAUAAAAACGUUAACAAUUUAGCUUUUAUAAUAUUAGUUAAAAAUGUUUGCUUCACGUGUUAAGUUGGGCCACUACCACUAUGUUAUGAAUAUUAGUAGGUUAUAUUUCAGUUCUUCCAAAAUCAUUAAAUAUUUAUCUCCUAGUUGCACUAUUAGGAACAAUCUAUAUGACUGCAUGCUUUUGAAUCACAAACUCUUCAGUACUGCAGCAGAACAAGCUGAGAUAUUAAAAGGGAAUGUUGAGAGAAAAGAAUUCCAGGCUGAAACAAAAAUGUUGUUAGAUAUUGUAGCCAGGUCAUUAUACUCGGAUAAAGAAGUAUUCAUUAGAGAAUUAAUAUCAAAUGCAAGUGAUGCUUUAGAAAAGUUUCGUUAUCUGUCUGUAAGUGGAGCACCUGGCACCACUAACUUAGUGGAGACUGAUCGCCCUUUGGAGAUAAGACUUAUAACCGAUAAGCAGAACAGAACACUAACAUUCCAGGACUCCGGGAUUGGCAUGACCAAAGACGAGCUGAUUUCAAAUAUUGGCACUAUAGCUCGCUCUGGAUCAAAAUCAUUUAUAGAGGAAAUAAAAAAACAAGGUGCUGAGCAAGCUAGCUCUAUAAUAGGACAAUUUGGUGUUGGCUUUUAUUCUGCAUUUAUGGUAGCUGAUAAAAUUGAAGUUUAUACACGUAGCAGCCAUUCUGGAUCCCCUGGUUACAAAUGGACAUCUGAUGGAUCAGGUGCAUAUGAAAUACAAGAGGUAGAAGGCGUGCCAGUUGGCACUAAAAUCAUUGUCCAUUUAAAAACUGAUUGCAGAGAAUUUGCUGAUGAUGACACUGUCAAAAGUAUAAUUAAAAAAUAUAGUAACUUCAUUGGAAGCCCAAUUCUGUUAAACAAUGAACAGGUUAAUUCUAUUAAGCCUCUCUGGUUGAUGGAACCUAAAGAAGUAACUCAUGAGCAACAUACAGAAUUCUAUAGAUUCAUUAGUAAUUCAUAUGAUAAACCACGUUUUACCCUUCACUACAAAACUGAUGCACCUCUCAGUAUUAGAUCAAUACUCUAUGUACCAGAAGGUAAACCAGGGCUGUUUGAGCUAUCACGCGAUUCAGAUGUUGGAGUAGCUCUAUAUUCAAGGAAAAUACUGAUUAAAAGCAAGGCUGAAAAUAUUUUACCCAAAUGGUUACGUUUUGUGAAAGGUGUUGUUGACUCUGAAGACAUUCCAUUAAAUCUCAGCCGUGAGCUUUUACAAAAUAGUGCUUUGAUAACUAAACUAAGAACUGUUUUAACAAACAGAUUUCUUAAAUUCAUGAUUGAAAUGUCUCAAAAGGAUCCAGUGGGAUAUGAAGCUUUUUAUAGAGACUAUUCCUUAUUCCUGAAAGAGGGAAUAGUUACAAGCCAAAGUGCCAUAGAAAAGGAGGAAAUCGCGAAGCUCUUGCGUUUUGAAUCAUCAAAAUUGGAAAGUGGUACAAGAACGUCUCUUUCGGAUUACAGCGCAAGACAAAAGAAUGACCAAAAGAGUAUCUAUUAUUUGGCAGCUCCGAGCCGUGAGCUGGCACAAUCAUCACCUUAUUUCGAAUCUCUGAAGAAACGUGAUGUUGAGGUUCUUUUUUGCUAUGAAAUGUACGACGAGCUGGUACUCCUGGAACUUAAAGAAUUUGCUGGAAGGCAAUUGGUCUCUAUAGAAAACGACAUGCAAAAAGAUGCUACCGAUGCAGUAGAAACUGUUAUUGGUGGUGAAAGUUUGCAGCAAUCUCAAAUAGACGAAGUCAUAUCAUUUUUGAAAACUAACUUGGUGGGCAAAGUAUUCGAUGUACGCACUACACAAAGACUAGAUUCCCAUCCGUGUGUUAUCAUUGUGCCAGAAAUGGCAGCGGCGAGACACUUCAUCCGAACGCAAGCACAGAAUCUUAGCGAAGAAAACAGAUUCGCGCUUCUUAGGCCGCAGUUAGAAAUCAAUGCCAAGCAUCCUAUUAUCAUAAAGCUUCAUAAGCUGGUGUCAACUGACAAGGAACUUGCAAACAUGGUGGCCCAACAAUUGUUUUCAAAUGCGAUGGUGACAGCUGGACUUAUCAUGGAUCCAAGAAAUUUAAUUACACACAUUAAUGAUCUUUUGGUCAAAGCAUUGGAAAGACAUUGAUAAAUGUUAUUUGCUUAUUAAUAACAUUCGAAAUUAUUUAAAAUAUAUUAAACAUUUACAAACUU